Messenger RNA from Apis cerana (Asiatic honeybee), 630 nucleotides. It is a transcript of the gene Sf3b6, whose product is annotated as splicing factor 3B subunit 6. NCBI's taxonomy places the organism in Eukaryota, Metazoa, Arthropoda, Insecta, Hymenoptera, Apidae. The record is from RefSeq and is a predicted model, not a curated record. Gene Ontology annotation, molecular function: mRNA binding. Gene Ontology annotation, cellular component: nucleus; cytoplasm.
AUGCAAUACGAUCUAAACUACUUGAAUUUGUUUUUGACGUGUUUUGCAUGUUCUUUGUUCUUAUUUCUCGUAAUAAAUAAAAAAAUAUUUGUUUUCAAGAUGACUAUGGCUAUGCUUCAACGAAGAGCUAAUGUAAGAUUACCUCCAGAAGUAAACAGAGUAUUGUAUAUAAGAAAUUUGCCAUACAAAAUUACUGCCGAAGAAAUGUAUGAUAUUUUUGGUAAAUAUGGAGCUAUUAGACAAAUUAGAGUGGGCAAUACUGCUGAAACUAGAGGAACAGCAUUUGUUGUUUACGAAGAUAUAUUUGAUGCAAAGAAUGCUUGUGAUCAUUUAAGUGGAUUUAAUGUUUGUAAUAGAUAUUUAGUAGUUUUAUAUUAUCAAAGUAAUAAAGCAUUUAAACGAGUUGAUGUAGAUAAAAAAAUGGAAGAAAUAGAUAAGUUAAAAACAAAAUAUAAUUUGAAUGAAGAAAAAAAAUAACAUAAUUCUUUAAAUUUAAUGAAAAUGCAAGAGCAAUUCAUUUUAUAAUGUAAAUUUAUUUAUUUAAAACAAUUUUUUUUUAAAUUUUAUCAUUAUAAAAUAAGUAUAUGUAAAUAGUACAAAUAAUUCAAUAAAUAAUUUCAUUUAUAUUCA